Messenger RNA from Rosa chinensis, 5003 nucleotides. Its product is annotated as disease resistance protein RPP2B-like. The transcript has 8 exons. Bases 1986 to 4649 code for a protein of 887 amino acids. Lineage: Eukaryota; Viridiplantae; Streptophyta; Magnoliopsida; Rosales; Rosaceae. The record is from RefSeq and is a predicted model, not a curated record. Gene Ontology annotation, biological process: defense response. Gene Ontology annotation, molecular function: ADP binding.
GGUUGGAAUAAGAUUAGGCAAAACUGAAGGCUGCCAUGUCACAUGUCAAAUUUGAAUUUGACACAAGCAAAAAGAAAACUCCAUUGAAGAUGCUCUAAUCUGUCAAAUUUGACAGAUCUCCCAAAACUGUCAAAUGCCUCAAAUAGCUCAUCUUCAUUCGUUCAUCGUCUUCAAAGAUUGCUUCUUUUUUUUUUUUUUUUUUUUUCCAGAAUCAGAAAGGAAUUGGUCUGUUCCCAAAAACUCGAACCGAAAAACUUCUUCGCGAUCUCGAUUUGAAAUCCAAGAUGGCCAGAUUCGUUAUUAUCAUGACAAGAUCUAGAGCUUUCUCUCGAUUUCGAUCUGAAAUUCUCUCUCUCGAUGGCGAUCUGAAAUCCCACAUGUUGAUAUGUAUCUGAUGGCAAGAUACCGGACUGUUGCCUGCACCUUCGCGGAUGAGCACCUUAACUAUUAUUUCCGUGGUGACCAGCACCUUGACCGUGACGACGACAUAGACAACGAAUAUGAGGAUACUAGUAGCAGUGAGUCCCCUGGGUCGUACAGAUACGAUGUUUUCCUAAGUUUCAGUAACGAACACACCGUCUCGAGUUUUGUGAGCCAUCUAUAUGCAGCAUUAGAUCGGAGUGGAUUGGUCUCCUUUAAAGAUGACCAAAGGCGUGACAGAGGGGAAUUCCCUAGUUCUGAUCCACAACUAGUUUCAAAAGCUAUCGAGGACUCAAAAGUUGCCCUUGUCAUUUUUUCACGAGACUAUGGUACGGCAACAUGGUGCGUGGAUGAGCUAGUGAAGAUUCUAGAGUGCAGACAAGAUAUGGGGCAACUAGUACUGCCCAUCUUUUACAAUAUCCCGGCUUCUGUUGUACGGGGCAUCUAUAUGCAGAACAAGGACAAUGGGAAAUAUUUGAAAAAGGACCGCUGCUUUGGCAAGGUUGGCCAACCUUUCCGGCUACGUUCUUCAAGAUGGAAUAUAUCCUUGUUUGGUCUGGACUACCAACUGACAGUCAGAUUAAUUAUUUCAAUUGAUGGACGAGGCAAAUGUCAUCAAAAGUAUCAUUUCUGCAACAGCAAAACAUGUAUCUUAUAAAGGUUCAAAUGUUGACAAGAGCUUCCUAGGCACAGAUCACCUCGUUAAUGGUUUGUUACACAAUCACAUCAAAUAUGAGUCCUUCCAGCCGUCAUCUUCUUCCUUUCCUCACAAAUCACACAAAUACGAUGUCUUUUUGAGUUUCAGAGGGGAAGACACGCGCUCGAAUUUUGUGAGCCACUUACAUGCUGCAUUAGAGCGGAAUGGAAUUGUCACCUUUAAGGAUGACAUAAGGCUUGAGAGAGGAAGAUCCAUUUCUCCAGAACUUUUGAAAGCUAUUGAGGAUUCAAAAGUUGCGCUUGUCAUUCUUUCACGAAACUAUGGUUCUUCAACAUGGUGCUUGAAUGAGCUGCUGAAGAUUAUGCAAUGCAGACAAGAUAUGGCACAAGUGGUCAUGCCAGUCUUUUACCAACUGCAGCCUUCUGUUAUACGGAAGAAUUUUUUGAGGCAGAAAAAUGAGGGGAAGUUCUUGCAGGCCUCCACUGAACGUGAAUUAGAAGGGAAAGAGAGCAAAGUACAGGAAUGGAGCGAUGCUUUGACAAACCUGGCCAAUCUUUCAGGAUUUGUUGUUGAAGAUGGCAUUGAUGAGGCAAAUGCCAUCAGACAUAUUGUUCGCGCAACAGAAAAACAUAUGUCAUACACAUGUUCGAAUGUUGACAAGGGCUUCGUAGGAAUGGAUCGCCGCGUUGAAGAUCUUGUACAUAAUCACAUAUGUCCAUGGUUUAAUGGUGUGCGAAUUAUAGGGAUCCAUGGAAUGUGAGGAAUUGGAAAGACAACCCUUGCUCGAGCUGUUUCUGAUCGAAUUUGUGAAGAUUUUGACGGUAGAUGCUGUCUUUCUAAUGUUAGAGAAUUUUCUAAAAAAGAUGGCCUAGUUUCCUUGCAAGAAAAACUUCUUUCCAGGAUCCUCAUGGAAAAAACUGGAAAUGUAGAGGAUGAAUAUAAUGGUGCUGCUAUGAUACAAAAAUGCCUGUGGAGAAUAAGGGUGCUUCUUGUUCUUGAUGAUGUGGAUCAAUUGACACAAUUAGAAAAACUAGCUGGACAUCCUAACUGGUUCGGUCCGGGCAGUAGAAUUAUCAUAACAAGCACAGAUAUUCAUCUGCUGAACACGCAUGGUGUUGAUGCUGUCUAUCAGGCUACUGUGUUAGAUCCUAAUGAAGCACUUCAACUUAUGAGUUUAAAGGCUUUUAAGAAAAUUCCCCCGCCUGAAAAUUAUUUGGAGCUAUGCCACAGCAUUUUAACCUAUGCUCAUGGACUUCCCUUGGCUCUUGUGGUUAUGGGUUGCUUUCUGUAUGGUAAAAGCACCAAUGAAUGGAGAAGUGCAAUAGAUAUGCUCAAGAAAACACCUGAAAAAAGUAUCACUGAUGUGCUUCAUAUAAGUUUUGAUGGACUAAGGGAAAUAGAAAAAGAAGUAUUCCUACAUAUUGCUUGUUUUUAUAAGGGCAAGGAUAGGAAUCGUGUGACAGAAAUACUAGACUAUUGUCAGCUUCACCCUGAUAUUAAUUUAAGAGUUCUUGUUGAUAAAUCUCUCAUUACUAUUUCAAACAACGAAAUCUGCAUGCAUGAUUUGCUACAAGAAAUGGGAAGGGAAAUAGUUCGUCAAGAGUCCCCUAAAGAGCCAGGCAAACGUAGUAGACUAUGGUCACAUGAAGACAUACACAACGUGCUGAAGAAAAAUGAGGGAACAGAUGCAAUUCAAGGCAUUGUAAUGGACUUGCCUGAAUUAGAAAUGGCUCAUUGGCACCCAGAAGCCUUCUCAAAUUUGUCUAAACUUACUCUUCUCCAUAUUCAUAAUGUCAAUCUCUCGAAGGGCCUCACUUGUCUUUCUAGCUCCUUGAGACUUGUGGAAUGGAUUGGGUACCCCUUAAGAUCUCUCCCACAAAAUUUCAAACCAGAUGAACUUAUUGAACUUAACUUGUGCCACAGCAACAUUGAUCAGCUUUGGAAGGGAAAACAGUGUUUGGACAAGUUGAAGCUCCUCAAACUCUGCCAUUCCCAUAACAUUGUCAAAACGCCAGACUUCACGGGCGUUCAAAAUCUUGAGACAUUAGAUCUUGAAGGAUGCAUAAAUCUGACACGAGUUCAUCAAUCCCUUCGAUUUCUCAAGAGGCUUGUUGUACUGAAUCUUAAAGACUGCAAAAGUCUUGAGGGCCUGCCAGGUAAAAUCGAAUCACAGUCUCUUGAAACUUUUAUUCUUUCUGGCUGCUCAAAAGUUAAGAAGAUCCCUGAGUUUGUUGAAAAUAUGAAACACUUGUCGACGCUUUGUCUCGACAAGACUGCCAUAAAAGAACUACCUUCCUCAAUUGAACACCUCAGUGGCCUUGCUUCUUUGGAUCUAAGCAACUGCAAAGACCUUGUUUCACUUCCGAGCACAAUUCAUUCGUUGAAGUCUCUUAAAAAGCUGAAUCUUUCUGGAUGCUUGAAACUUGGCCAAAGCCAUGCCAGUGUAACAGAAUGGAAGGAUCUUUUAAGACACGGUUGUGAAGUGGUUUGGGAAUAUUUCUCAUGGUCCUUGUCUUCUGUAUGGAUGCAAAGCGACGAUACAGAACCAACUAGUAUGCCGUUGUCUGUAUCUGAUCUGUGUAGCUCUACAGAGCAAAGAAUGAACAGAUCACUGAGCAUGCGGUUGCCUUUAUUUGGUCUUUGUAAUUUAACAGAUCUAAACCUAAGUAACUGCAAUCUUGGUGAUACAGCAUUUGCCAACAACUUCGGCUACUUUCCCUCUUUACUGGCAUUAAAUCUCAGUGGAAAUAAUUUUUCUAAGCUUCCCCCAGGCAUCAGAUCAUGUUUGAAACUAGAGAAGAUUAACUUGGAAAACUGCAUGAGUCUUCAAGACUUGUCUGGCCUUCCUUCAAAUAGUACAUUGGAUAUAAGAGCAGAUGGUUGUUCUUCACUGGAAAUGUUGCUUCAUGCAUUCAAUUUUGAUAGAUUGAACAUAUCAUAUUUGAAUUUCAUCAACUGCUUCAAAAUAAAGGACUAUCAAGGCUGCAAUAGCAUGUCAAUUGAAAUGCUGAAGUUAUUCCUUUGCCAGGGCAUCUCUAAUGCAAAGCAAACUUUUCAAGUUGUACUUCCUGGAGGGAUAAUUCCCAGCUGGUUCAGCCAUGGAAGGCCUGGAGUUUCGUUAAGUCAUAGGCAAAGGCCAGAUUUCGAUUUCUGGGAUACCAAAUCUUUGAUGGGUUUUGCUCUCUGUGUUGUGUUUAGACUCCAUGAGCACCAUCACAUUAAUGAACUCAACACAGAUCAAUUCAAGACAUUUAAAGCUACACAUCAUCUGGUAUGUUGCCUGAAAGUCAAUGGAAGAGAACUAGAAGUGUGUGGCAGACAACCUGCGUUUCGCUUUAGUGAAGAAUUUUGCCGGGUUGAGUCUCAUCACAUUUGGCUAUUCUAUGUUCCCUGCGAUUACUUUGGUACAGAGUGGAAGACUAGCAAUCAGAUUGAGUUCUUAUUUGAAACCAAAGGGCCUGGCCUGAAGGUGGAAAGAUGUGGUGUCCGUCCGAUAUAUGAACAAGAUGUGCAAGAGAUGAUCAAAACAAUGAAUCACUCCAACAGCAGGAUUGAAGCACUUUCACCUUAAAGAACCGUUGAAUAUUCCAUUGGUGAAUUGCAGAAUCGUCAGUGGCUCGUCUUCUCUUCAUUUGGACCUCUGCAAUCAGCAUUAGUUACUUUCUGGAGCUCUCUUGCCUCAUCUUUUACAUGGAGCCUCACUUUAGUUUCUUUCACCUUGAUUAUUAGAUUUUGGAUACCUAUUGAUCUUGCUGCAUAAGUUUCAAAAACUAUAAUCUUGGAAAGUGAUUUUGACACUCAGUUUUAUGUUUGUAUUACACUUCUAAUUACCUGCAGAGUGCAGUGGUAAAUGUGUUGAAACGUUAAGUGUCAAAAUAACUAAUUUUAGUUGUGUAACAUCUAGUUCGAAUUUUAGUUGUCAAAA